AUCAGUUUUUUCACAUUCUUCAGAGAGUUCGCAAUAGAAAACGUUGAAACGCGUAGCGGUAAUUAGAGAAAAUGUUUAUCAGACAAUUGAUUUGCCUUCUGGUAAUUGCGUUUUGCCUCCAACUUGGUAUAGCAAAAGUACUAAAGCCAAUGAAGCAACAAGAUGUUGGCGCGUGGAAUCAUCCCGUUGUAGGCACUAGCUUUGACUACGACUACGCAGCAGAAGCUCGGAGAUCGCCGCAACGCUAUCAAAAGUCCAGUCCAACCACAACUCAGCGACCAUUCAUACGCUACUGGAAUAAUUUCAUUCGAAAUAUACGCGUGCCCGUGCCCACGAUCAGUUGGAAUAUGACCAAUCCGUUGGUGAAUCUCUUCAACGCUGGCUACACGAAUGUCAUCGACACUCCAGUGGGAAACUAUGAUCAUCGAAACACGAAGCGUAAGCGCAGCAAGAAAACACACGACACGAAAUCAAAGCAUUCCAAGAAGCACAAAUAUACGCAAGCACAUGAUGACGAUGGAGAUACCUAUCAAGCAGUUAGCUAUAAUGGUUAUGCAGCGCCUUACACACACGACUACGAUCCACACAAGGUUGUUUACUUUUACGACCCGAGCACUGGUCAAUAUUACAAAAUGCAGACGCCAUACGGAAACAGUUACACUUUGUCUGAGCCGCAGAAACAGCAACUGGACGAUGCGGAGGAGGAAGAGGAAGAGCAAAUAGAUGAGUCAGUGGAGCAAGAGGAACCCGAAGUUGCACAAAUCGAGCCACCAACGACAGAAGCAGCUGUGGAAAGCAAUGAAACCGAAAAUGAAGAGACGCCUCAAGCAGGCGACGAGGAAGCUCUUAGCGAUGCUGAAGAAGUUUCUGGUGAAGUGGAGCUUAUACCAGCGGAUGUGGAAAAUUUCGAUGACUCCGAAGAGGUGCAAACACCAGCAAAACAGUUGGUGGCAGCAACUAAAAUGAAUAAGCCGAAGCAUAUUAAAAGUGUCGAAGAAUUGCGUAAUGCGAUUAGCGCUUACAUGUUGGAUGAUCGUUUCAAUAGAAUGCGGCAGCAGGCGAACACAGCGCAGAGAUACAAAAUGUUGCGUAAUAUAGUAAAAUCGCAGCCAAAGCAGAAAUUUACUCACUACAUAUUGCGAGAAGUUUAGUUACGUACAUGUUUAAUUAAA
Molecule: messenger RNA, 1172 nt
Organism: Bactrocera latifrons
Lineage: Eukaryota; Metazoa; Arthropoda; Insecta; Diptera; Tephritidae
Exons: 3
Coding region: 72-1151 (359 amino acids)
Source: RefSeq, a predicted model, not a curated record